This is a messenger RNA of Paramecium sonneborni, 135 nucleotides long. The record is from the annotation of a GenBank genome assembly. Lineage: Eukaryota; Ciliophora; Oligohymenophorea; Peniculida; Parameciidae.
AUGAAAAAAUUAAUUAUUUCCACAGUUUUUAAAAUGCUUGUUUAUGGUUAAUAAGAUUUAGCAGAAGCAUUCACGCAUCAAGCGAUCGUGAUAGAACAAAACUAAACUGGCCUAAUUUAUGACUUUAUUGUGUGA